AGUUAUGGCUUCCGUCUGGAGACCGGUAAGAGGGGUUCAAAUUACGGAGAUUCAACCAAACCUUUUUAUCUUUGUGUUCUUCCAUCGUUCUGAUAUGCAAAGGGUGCUGGAUGAGGGUCCCUGGGCCUUCGAGAGUAGUACUCUGGUCUGCAAACAACUUCUACACGGCGAGAUUCCAGGUCAGUUAAUGUUAGAUUCAGUUGACAUGUGGGUUCAAUUGCACGAUCUUCCAUUUGGUUAUACAUCGGGGGCAGUUCUGGAACAGAUUGGUAACUUCAUCGGGACAUUUAUCAAAUUCGAUGAGCGUCAGAUAAGUGGUGUUUGGAAGGCUUUUUACAGGAUUCGGGUUUCAAUCUCUGUCGCUAAACCUUUAAAACGCCGUAUGAAGUUAAUAAAGCGGGAUAACACUUGGUGUUGGGUGAACUUUAAGUAUGAACGACUUCAUAUGUUCUGCUUCUACUGCGGCCUCCUUGGUCACUCAGAUAAAUUCUGCUUAGCAGCCAGGGAGUCGGAACUUAAUAUUGAUCAAUAUCCGUACGGGUCAUGGUUGCGAGCGGGGGUCAGAAGGGGACCUAGGGCUGUUGGGGAGAGGUGGUUGGUCCAAGAUCGUGGUCGGCCAGAGGAAUUAGAGGAGAGCAGCCAGACUGUCGAUGUUAAUGCUCAUGGGAAGGCUAAGGUGGGUGAAGGCCCGCCAGCGGCCAUGAGUACCUUGAGCUGGAACUGUCGUGGGUUGGGCAACCCACGUACAGUUCGUGAAAUAGUGGACAUGGUGUCCACUAAGAAGCCCAAUUUUGUUUUUUUGAUGGAGACGAAGGUGGGACGGGAGCAUGCAGAGAGGGUGCGAGUAAAACUUGGCUUUGAAGGUUUGUUCUACGUUGAUAGAGUUGGGUUGAGCGGCGGGCUAGCCUUUUUCUGGAGGAGAAAUAACACUGCUCGGUUGCAUAGCUUUUCUCGAAAUCACAUUGACAUUGGUGUUAAUCUUCCGGGACUACCCCCUUGGAGAUUGACGUGCUUCUAUGGUUAUCCGGAGCGGGUUAGACAUGUGGCUUCUUGGAACCUCUUGCGUGACUUGAGCUCGAGUUCUUCUCUUCCUUGGGUGGUCAUUGGCGACUUCAACGAUCUCCUUUUUCAGCAUGAGAAACGUGGCCCUUCUCCACACCCUGAUUGCUUACUUCAGGGUUUUGGAGAUGCACUGGAGAAUUGUGGCUUGGAACAAGUUCCUUUUGUGGGAUAUCCUUACACGUGGGAAAGAGGAAAAGGUACAGAUGCUUGGGUGGAGGAGAAGCUUGACAGAGCAGUGGCUAACGAGAGCUGGACCUGUGUUUUUGAGACAACUAAAGUGUACAAUUGUCUUGUCCGUUCGUCCGACCACUCAGCUCUCUUUCUUGAUAUUUUUGAUCGUGAAAGUCUAACUUUUAGUGGUCAACGUCGCUUUCGAUUCGAGAUGGCUUGGCUUCUUGAUGAAGGGUGUAGGGGAGUUGUUGAAGAAUCUUGGCGUGAAGGUCGUGGGCUGGGGUUGAUGUCUUGCCUUCAUAUGUGCGGUAAUAAGCUCAUGAAAUGGGGUGGGAGUACAUGCAUUAUCACGCAUGGGAGUAAACGCACUAUAUCCACCUUCUCCUAACUUGUUCACAGCAUUAGUGAAAUUACUCUGAUAAUAAAUAACAAAUACAAACUUUGUAAAAUCAUCUCUGGUCUAAUUUAGGAUAAGAAUGGUGAUUAAUAUUUUGAACUCCAAUUCACAUUAGUACGAAAAAAAUAAACUCACAUGAACCCUCUCUCUUUGUAAAAGAGUUUUAUGCUGUUCUAAAGUUCUCUGCUCCUUGCAUGUCUGGGUUGGGUUGUUCGUACCAAUGGAAUAACUCUGAUAACAAAAAACGCAUAUAUAAUUUGUAAAAAAAAUCUGAUAUACUUUAGUAUACAAAAUUGUGUUUAAGUACUGACAUACCUUUUCUUUUUCCUGUUGUACUAAACUGUUUCCUUUGGU
Messenger RNA from Cuscuta campestris, 1984 nucleotides. The record is from the annotation of a GenBank genome assembly. NCBI's taxonomy places the organism in Eukaryota, Viridiplantae, Streptophyta, Magnoliopsida, Solanales, Convolvulaceae.